GUGGCAAAGAUUCGAGGAGAAACUUUCUUCUUCAAAGGUCCGAUGAUGUGGAGGGUCAAUGGCGGAGGCUUGGUGUCGGGGCGCGGUUCUUCAGUGAGGAGGUUGUGGAGGGGUCUACCCCCUGACCUGCUUCAUCUUCAAGCUGUGCUGGAGAGGCGCUCGGAUCAUGCGAUCAUCUUUAUCAGUGGUCACCAGUUCUGGCUCUUCAAGGACCUGUCUCUGCAAGAAGGUUACCCUCAGCCCCUGUCUGCUCUCAGGACGGGCGUCAGCUUAGAUUUAGCAGACACUGAUAACGACGAUGAUGACGAGCAGGCAGCAGGAGCAUUAGAGAGAUGGGGCCUGGUCUGGGACCCGGAGGAGGGGGCUGUGUGGGGAAAAAUUGGAGAUGCCAAACAAGAGAAUCAAGGAGACACCUGGACACAACUGCUCAAAGAGGGUGUGAAUGGAAUCACUACAGACACUAAUGGCUCUGUCUAUCUCUUUAAAGGAGAGUCCUACUGGAAGUUCAUGUUUCCAGGUUCAUCACUGCAUGAUGGAUACCCACGAUCCUCUGCUGCAGACUGGCUGGGCUGCACUGACUCAUCCUCACCUGGGAUGCAGGACCUCUCCUUUUCACUGUCAUCACCUGGAGGAAGAGAGGAGCUCAGGGAGAGUUGGAGAUAUCGGGGAGAGGAGGAAGAACUGAUAAAAAGAAAGCGGGUCAGAGACGGAACUAAACACAAAGAGGUGCUGGACAGAGGUUCACACAUCUGGACAAAAUGCACAUGCCGAAACGGAGCCCUGGGGGGCAGGACAACAUUUUUGAUAGCUGCCUUGCUGCAGGUUACAUGGGCACUGUUAGCUGUUUAAAGGUGCACAAUGAAAGAAAAAACUGAGGUUUUAUUAGACUAAACAGAGUGUGUGUACAACCUUUCCACAAGCACUCGCAUCCUCGCCCUGUACUCCUGUCUGAGUGUGAGAUUAGAAAUGUGCUGCUGGUUUCAGGUAGCAGCGGUGCUAAUUACGAGUGCUAUUUUAAUUAGGAGGCAUAUUUAUUUACCUGUCCACCAGUCAUCCGGUCAUAUUGUGAGUUAUGACCAGAAAACUGGUUCCAUCUGUGAAGGACUGAAGUUGCCAAAAUCAAUUAUUAACAAA
Molecule: messenger RNA, 1134 nt
Organism: Maylandia zebra (zebra mbuna)
Lineage: Eukaryota; Metazoa; Chordata; Actinopteri; Cichliformes; Cichlidae
Source: RefSeq, a predicted model, not a curated record